Messenger RNA from Menidia menidia (Atlantic silverside), 3314 nucleotides. The record is from the annotation of a GenBank genome assembly. Lineage: Eukaryota; Metazoa; Chordata; Actinopteri; Atheriniformes; Atherinopsidae.
AUGCACCGAGCUAUUGCACGAACAGAGCUGCUCGCAGUCUCACCACUGUGAAUUACUCAUUGCCAGGAGUGUGUGUGUGCAGAGAGGAGAGAGAAGGGAGAGAGGUGAAGGGAACACUGGCGGAUUUGGAUACAACUGGAAAACUACCAAGCGCGCACACCGCGCACUGUAAGCGGAAGGCACAUCGACGGUGCGUGGCCAACGUUUCACCUAGUCGCCGUCCUCCUGCGAUCGGACUCCGCCAAGAAUGGAGCUCCCCGCCGCCGGAGAGCAUGUCUUUGCGGUGGAGGGCAUAGAAAAGAAGCGCAUUCGGAAGGGCAAGAUAGAGUACCUGGUCAAGUGGCGAGGCUGGUCUCCCAAAUACAACACGUGGGAACCAGAGGAAAACAUCCUUGACCCGCGUCUCCUUGUGGCGUUUCAACACAGGGAGAAGCAGGAGCAGCUGAUGGGAUAUCGAAAACGGGGGCCAAAGCCAAAACAUCUUUUACUCCAGGUGCCCUCAUUUGCCCGGAGGUCAAGUAUUCCUGCAAGUCUGGAGGAAACAUCUCAGGAUGCAGAAAGCAGCACCAAGUCGGAUCCCGUCCAGGUCCAGCGCUCCCAGCCACAGCAAUACCAGCUGAACAGCAAGAAACACCAUCAGUACCAGCCCAGCAGCCAGGAGGUCUCUGCUGACCAGCUAGUCAACAGCAAGAAGAAGUUGAUCUAUCAGCUAAACAGCAAGAAGCACCACCACUAUGAGCCAGACCCACAUAUGUACGACACACAGGCUUCCAGGCUCAAGGAAGUGGUCAAAGUUCAGGAACCUGCCAGUAAACCGGCAAAUCCUGGUUGGAACUUACCGCUCGCCCUGCAGCAGAAAUGGAUCCGUGACAAAGACACAGGCUGCCUGAGCAAAGUCAAAGAGCUGGCCGUGGAAGUGACUAAACCGGCUGUUAAAGAGGCCCAGAGUGAGAAUGCACUUAAGCCCAAUCCUAAAGAUGCAACGCUGCCCAGUGCUAUUAGCAGCAAAAUGAAGAUAAUAAAGAAUAAAAACAAAAAUGGACGUAUUGUCAUUGUCAUGAGCAAAUACAUGGACAGUAACAAGGUUCAUGGCACAAAGGGGAAACAUGGGGAAUCAUCAAAAGAAGAAAAUCCGCAAAGCACCAAACCAUCCGAAAACAAUCCAGCGCACAGAACCAAAAUUGUGGAACAUCCAGAGAACGGUAUCCCCAAAGAAAAUGGCAGCUCCCUCUCUGGAGCAGAGCAUCCCAUAAAAUGCUCCCCGAAAGACAGACAUUUCUCCAAACCGUCUCCAAGCACAGCGGAGGAGUACAACACCGAAGUGGCCCGUGGUCAAGCUGAUUUACCAGAAGAUUUGCCCUUACAGCUGACCGCCAGCUCUCCUCCAACAUCUUGGACCGUUGACACCAGCAUUCCCACUCCGACGGCCGUCGAUCAGUUCAGGGUCCCCUCCUUCUCCACUGACCGCAAGCGGAAGCUCUCCGAUCCCGUGGAGGACAAGACUGUUGCCAAAAUGUAUCUGACAUCAAGGAGCUUAAGUGUCCCCAGCACUGUGGUGACGCCACCUCAGGACAAACCUAUCGAUCUGCACUGUAGUGCGCUACCCCACAGCAGUAUAUGUACAUAUGAAGAAGGGGGUAGUCAGGAGGAGCCAAUGGACCUCAGCUGUCCGAAAAAUAAGAAGCAGGUCGAGGCGGAAACACAGCCAGAGCCUGAGCCAGAGCCCCCCGUCAGCGACACACCAGCUGUCACAGAGGACACACGGAAAUCCACAGAGAAAACUGACCAGACACUUGCUAAAAAAAUCUCCCCGUUUAUGGGAAAUAUCAUCAUCACUGAUAUCACAACAAACAGUCUCACCGUCACCUUCAAGGAAUACGUUUCUUUCUAAAGAACUGUCUGAGAGACAGGGCCAUCAGCAACUGAUUGGCUGAGCUUGUUGAUAUGUUGAUAUGUAAAAAAAAUAUGAAUUUUGUAUAUAUAGAAAUUUAUAAUUUAUCAGUCAAAUUCAGUAUGUUUCUUAUAAUGUUUUAUACUGUAACUGCUCUGUCAUCUUGUAGCCAAGAAAGUGCCCUCGAGGAUUUGAGUGAAUGCAUUUAAGUGGAAAUAUUUCACCCAAAAAAAAAAAAAAAUCCGUCUAUUUGUCACCUAGAGCUUAAUGGGAUUUUAUUGCUGUUGUUUCAUACAUGUACCAAACUUAUAACCUAAGAUGUAUGAAGGUUUAUACAUAUUUUGUAUUUCUGAAAUUUCUUAUUUUGGUCCUUUGAAGUUAGGGAGGAAGUUAUAGAGUGUAUGGUGAUCAAAGAUCGAAUUCAAAGCACUUAAUGCAUUUUCAUGUGUUUGCUUGUCUCAUAUUUCAAAAAUUCGUAUUACUUUCUAUUCCAAAAUAACGGUGCCCUUUUAGUAAAUUGGCAUACUUUAUUUCCCGUUCAUUUUAAAGGCAGGUGUAUGUGACUAUAGAGUAAAUCCGUCUGGGGGCGAGUGUCCUGCUCCCUCCUGUCAAUCUCCUCAUCGUUUCUUUUGCCAUAGUUGUCUUUCAUCAUUUAGAUACAGCAAACAUAUCAGUUUCAACUUUAUCUUCUAUAUAGCAUAUUUUACAUUUAAGAAUGGAAAAAAAAUGACACGUAAACGUUUAAAGGUCGGUUACUGUAAGAAAAUAGUGUCAUUUAUAAAAUGUGACUUCCCCUCGAGGUACUGUACUUGAUUCCUACUAGAAUAAAGUGUGAUUAUAGGCACGUUGUUUACCUCACAUAUUGCGGGGGCUCAUCUCAUUUUGCCGUUAAAGCUCACCAUAUAACCCGAAGAGCACAUGUGGGCACUAUUUGUUUAAUAAAAGCUACCAGGGUCAUCGAUGAGUAUGUUUUAGAGAUUAAAUGUGACUUGCGAGGCUGACUUUGUAUCCUGUUACAUGCAAUCUGAUGAGUGCAAGCCGUUUUAAUUAUGCUGCUGAAACUUCUAAGCUGUUGGAUGUAAUUUGAGUCUAAAUGGCCUUCAUGCACAUUUAAUGCAAAUCCAGUCAGAAUGCUAAAAUGCUAUGAUAAUGAAAAUGAAGAGUGCAUAUUUAUUGAAAUUUAAUAUGUUGUUUGAAAACAGUCGGAGGUGGUUUGCUGCGUUCGAAGCUGCAGUUGACUCCAUUGAACAGUUUCACCUUUAAUUACUUGGAGCCUGAUUGCAACUUUUUGUUUUGCUUCUUCCUUUUUGCACUCUGUCCAAAGUUCAAAUGAUUGUUAUAAAGUAUGUUAUAUCGGCUGACUUGCUGGCUCAGCUCCUUUGGAUGGUAAGUUUCACAAUAAAGACAGAGAUCUGACCUCUGA